UGGCAGGUGGGUUUUGCAAAUUCUUGCAAAGAUGAAUGAUUUGAUGACGAAGUCGUUCUUAAGUUAUGUGGAUUUAAAGAACCUAGCCCAGAAAGAUCUUGAAGCAGAACAUGACCUUGAAGCAGGCAGACUCAAUCCCACAAAUGAUCAGAACCUCUCUCGGUUCUUUCAAGAAGUUGCACCAGUCAAGGCCUCCAUGGAAGAGAUAGGCAGUCUCUUGUUUGAUCUUCAAAAUCUUAAUGAAGAAACAAAGUCCACUCACAGUGCCAAAGUUCUUCGAGGCCUAAGAGAUCGGAUGGAAUCAGACAUAGUUUCUGUUCUUAGAAAAGGCAAGGUUGUCAAGGCAAGUCUAGCAGCCAUUGACAAAGCCAAUGUAACCAAUCGCAGAAAAUCAGACUUGUAUAAGGAAGGAAGUCCAGUUGAUCGAACUAGAACAUCAGUUACAAAUGGCUUGAGGGUCAAGCUUAGGGAGAUAAUGAUUGAAUUUCAGUCAUUAAGAUAUAAGAUUUUAGCUGAUCAAAAGGAAGACCUCAAGAGAAAAUACUACACUGCCACGGGAGAGGUACCGAGUGAAGAGAUGAUUGAAAGCAUGGUUUCCAAAGGAGAAAGAGUUCAAGUAUGUGAAGGGAAAACAGAUUUGAGAAGUAAAGAGAGGCAAGAAGCUGUAAUGGACAUACAGAAAAGCUUGACCAGGCUUCAUCAAGUUUUUCUUGACAUGGCUGUGCUGGUUGAGGCACAAGGGGAACAAAUAAAUGAUAUUGAAGAGAAUGUGGCAACUGCUAGCAAUUAUAUAAGUGGUGGAACCAACAGUCUUUACUAUGCCAAUCAGAUGAGGAAGAAGACGAAGACAUGGAUUUACUGGGUUUGGGCUGUUGCAGUGAUUAUACUGUUGGUUUGUGCUAUUUCCAUGUUGGCUACCUGAUAGAAGAGCAGCUGUGGGAGGGUUGGAACUGUAGAGAGGUUUGUGGUCU
Messenger RNA from Tripterygium wilfordii, 971 nucleotides. RefSeq names its product syntaxin-112-like. Gene Ontology annotation, molecular function: SNAP receptor activity; SNARE binding. Bases 32 to 922 code for a protein of 296 amino acids. Lineage: Eukaryota; Viridiplantae; Streptophyta; Magnoliopsida; Celastrales; Celastraceae. Gene Ontology annotation, cellular component: SNARE complex; plasma membrane; endomembrane system. The record is from RefSeq and is a predicted model, not a curated record. Gene Ontology annotation, biological process: exocytosis; vesicle fusion; intracellular protein transport. The transcript has a single exon.